Mytilinidion resinicola is the source of this 617-nucleotide messenger RNA. RefSeq lists its product as uncharacterized. The transcript is spliced from 2 exons. NCBI's taxonomy places the organism in Eukaryota, Fungi, Ascomycota, Dothideomycetes, Mytilinidiales, Mytilinidiaceae. The record is from RefSeq and is a predicted model, not a curated record. The coding region runs from base 1 to 441 and encodes 146 amino acids.
AUGCCUCACACAAAGAAAUCCCACAGCCGGAGCACGAGAAAAGCACGAAAAGCACCCAGUCACAAUCGGCAACAGCAUCACCACUCGCAUAGCAUCCGCUGGAUCUGUGCCUUGUCCAGCUGUGGCUCGACAUUUACGCGAGUGUAUGAUCUCAUUCGCCAUGAAAAGACCAUUCACGGCCCAAAGCAGACGUGCUCAUAUCCGCAUUGCAUAUAUGCCACUGCGAGAACAGACAAGAUGGUCGAGCAUGAACAAAAGAUCCAUCCCCGGGCCCAAGGGUCGUCUUCCGAAGCAGUCAAUAUUACAAGCGAAGCUAGCAAUUUACGCUCGCUUUUCGAGCAGGAUAUUUAUGGGGGACAAUCCGAGGCGAUCGAAAAAUUCCCGGUUCCUUUCGUGGAUGAGAAAAAUACGCCUUUUAGCUUCACUACCAAGAGACAUUGACCUACGGUAUGAGAAAUAACUACCUAGCCUUGCCAACUGACAACAUUUUCAACGACUUCGCUGUUCCCACCAAGCCGGACCAACCGCUCUUCAAUCCUUUUGAAGUUAGCAUUGAUUGGGCCAUCAAAAUGUCAAAGCCUCAGCCAUUAGGCGGGAAUUCUGUUAUCUAUGAAUGC